Molecule: messenger RNA, 636 nt
Organism: Phytophthora infestans T30-4
Lineage: Eukaryota; Oomycota; Peronosporomycetes; Peronosporales; Peronosporaceae
Exons: 6
Coding region: 1-636 (211 amino acids)
Source: RefSeq, a predicted model, not a curated record
AUGUGGGAGGAAGCCGCGGUGGUAUGCAUCAUGCAGCUGAACGCGAACGCGAAGCCAAAACCAGAUCAUUGCCGAAUCCUGGUUAAGGAAGUGCGCGUGGAUCCCGCUUCUACGAGCCUCAAGCAUAAAAUCUCCGUACGCACGCUAACAGAUAUCGAGCUGUCACUUGCUGUGACGACAUCAGUGGGCCCUGUUGCAACAAAACGCUGCUGGUCUCAACGGCCUCUUAUCUCUUUUAAGGUAAAGUUCACCAGUGCACCACAGAUCCAUGUGAUCACGAAGUGUUCCAACAUCACGGUCAGGAAAAAAACGCUGAAAGUAAAAUACUGCGAAGUCACAGGCUGCAUCGAUGGAAGAUAUAUCGGUGUACGGCAGUGCCUUGGCUGUUCCUACGUGAAAAGGGUGAAGAAACACCGCCAGCAUGUACAACGGCUGUUCGCAGGCUUUCCAACGGUCUUCCACGAGAUUGACAAUCGGCCAGCGCCAAGCCAAGAUGCGCCGUGCACGCGCACAUUGACCAGCAUCAUCAGUGAUUACGGCUCCAACAUUCCAUCCAUCAUUAAUCAUUUCAAUGAGGAGCGCUUCCAUUUGUCGCGCGAGAGCGACUCCAUCGUGCUCGGAGCCGACCGGCUUUAG